Molecule: messenger RNA, 2399 nt
Organism: Oppiella nova
Lineage: Eukaryota; Metazoa; Arthropoda; Arachnida; Sarcoptiformes; Oppiidae
Source: the annotation of a GenBank genome assembly
UAGUGAAGCUCCGCAUUUCUAACGUGUAUUUAAUUGCAGCGCAAGACAUGUCUAAAGGGAUCGUAAGGACGAGUAAAUUUCGUCACGUGUUUGGAAAGGCCCUGAAGAAGGAGAACUGUUACGACAACAUCAGGAUCUCGAAGAACUCGUGGGACUCCAACUUCUGUGCCGUGAACCCCAAGUUUGUGGCCGUCGUGAUCGAAGCGGCCGGCGGCGGAGCCUUCCUCGUCCUGCCGCUCAAUAAAUCUGGACGCGUUGAUGUAAACGCGCCGUUAGUAACUGGACAUAAAGGGCCGGUUCUAGACAUCGCGUGGUGUCCUUUCAAUGAUAAUGUGAUCGCCAGCUCUUCCGAAGACACAACAGUCAAAUGCUGGCAAAUCCCGGACUACGGCCUCACGCGAACGCUCACCGAACCGGUGGUCGAACUGCACGGACACCAGAGAAGAGUGGGAUUCCUGUCAUGGCAUCCGUCGGCAAACAACGUGCUGUUGAGCGUGGGAUCGGACAACAAAGUGAUCAUCUGGAAUGUGGGCACCGCUGAGAUACUGGCGAUGAUUGACUCGCCAGACCUGGUGUUUCACGCGUCGUGGAGUUGGGACGGCAGUCAUCUCGUGACCACUUCCAAAGACAAGAAGAUCCGCGUCUACGACCCGCGCUCUGGAGAACUCGAACACGAGGGCGACGGACACGACGGCGCGAAGACCCAGAGAGCCAUAUAUUUAAAAAAUAAUCUGAUUUUCACGACUGGUUUCUCCAAAAUGAGUGAACGACAGUACUCUCUGCGCAGCGAAUCGGCGCUCAGCGAACCCAUCGUUUUGGAUGUGUUGGACACCAGUAAUGGUGUCUUAUUUCCCUUCUAUGAUCCCGAUGUAAAUCUCGUCUAUUUGUGCGCAAAGGGCGACAGUAAUAUCCGAUACUUCGAGAUCACAGACGAGCCUCCGUUUGUCCACUACAUCAGUACCUACCAGUCCAGUGAACCGCAACGAGGCAUCGGGUUUAUGCCAAAGCGCGGCUGUGAUGUACUUAACUGUGAAAUCGCCCGACUCUUCAAACUUCAUACGAAAGGCUUCUGCGAAGUGAUUUCAUUCACUGUUCCUCGAAAGUCUGAGUUAUUUCAAGACGACUUAUACCCGGACACUAUUAGCGAUAUACCGGCGCUCACCGCAGAGGAAUGGUAUAAUGGAGAGGACAGGGAACCAGUUCUGGUAUCACUUAAAGAGGGCUAUCAGUCCACCAAAAAGCAAGACUUAAAAGUUGCCAAAAAGAAGCCAAAUCUGUUGGACAAACUGCCGGCAAAGAAGCAGUUGUCCUCAUCGGGAGGCUCGACACCAUCGCCGCCCGGCUCACCGAACCCGUCGUCCGGGGGCGGAUCGGGUGGCGGCGGCGUGUCGUCCGGCGUAUCCAACCAACGCGUCGAGGAAUUAGUGUCGGAAUUAAACAAAUUGAAAGCAAUUAUUCUGAAACACGAGGUCCGCAUCCGGGACUUAGAAAAGAAAGUGGACGGGAGUGCCGCCGAUAACCAACACAACUCCCAUCCCUCUAUAGAAAUCACCAAAAAUAAUGGCGAAACGCAUGUCGCGGACGAGGUUUAAGGAUAAGCAUCGCAAACACCACUCGAUUAAGACUUAUAUGUAUUUUUAAUUCAAAGUAUAAAUAAUGCCUCCGUUUCCGACAGAUUUGUUGCCAUUUUAUUGUGCAUAACGUAUAUAUAAAUAUUUAAAACAUUUUAAUUUAUAAGAUUUAAUUGAAAACCAAAUACUGGAUAAUAAUAAAUACGUGUCCAUCAGAUGACUAAAUAACUGAUUGAUUCUAUGGACUAACUAUGAAAUAAUAGCUCUUUUGCUCAAAUCUAAUGCCAUUCUCAUACCAUUGGGUACAACGAUAUGAUGAGAAUCGCAUUGAAUGGGCUUUUCUAUGCAAAGUAAGCGAAUGUUUUAUUUUUGAGUUGCAAUUGCGAUACAAAACUGAUCAACUGAUCCACUCUUUUGUUAUUUAAAAGAUUUGUUUUUAAAGUUUAUUUCAAUGAAAUUUAUGUGAAUUCAUAUAUGAUUUGUGAGCAAACCUUGGUAUGACAUUCAAACUGUGAACACCCGAUGCGAAUGUAUUAUUAUUUUUAAAUAGGUUUUAAUUAAAUUAUAUUUUAAAGCUUUUUUGUGCCAAUCAAUACCAGUUCCAAAUAACUUAUAAUUAUAUACAGGUAUAUCACAAUUUAUUCAUUUUUACUAAAUUCUAAAGUAUUUAUAUUUUCAAAACAACAACACAUUUAACUAUUAUUAUUAUUGUAUUUAUAAUAAUAGACAAAAUCUUAAAAUAUUUGUACAAAUUUAGAACUAAUUAUUAUUUUAUUUAAUUUAUGCUUAUUUUAUGACUUAUAAUGAGAUGCAAUGAAUAUAAGGAUU